Messenger RNA from Acanthosepion pharaonis, 648 nucleotides. The record is from the annotation of a GenBank genome assembly. NCBI's taxonomy places the organism in Eukaryota, Metazoa, Mollusca, Cephalopoda, Sepiida, Sepiidae.
AUGCAAUCGGGCAUCCUUCCAGACCUUUCAUUAUUCAAUAUACGUUGUUUGUAUAAGAUUAUUACUCUGCAACACAGAUCGAAGUCGGAGGCUUUAUUCAAUGACAGGAAUCCUGUGAAACGAUUCUCUCUCUCUCUCUCUCUCUCUCUCUCUCUCUCUCUCUCUCUCUCUCUCUCUCUCAUCCCGUCUUCUUCUCUUGUAUAUAAUUUCGCGACACUCUUCGUGGUUGAAGUUGGAGGUCUUCGUCAGGCAGGAGUGACGUGGCAUCAGGCGAAGCAGUCGUCAGCAGCUCAAUCUAUCUUCUCUCCCGUUUUCGCCCUUCGUCUCCGUUUUCUCUGCAAACGUUCUGCUUUUUAUGGGCCCCAGCUCCAGCCUGGAGAAUGUUAUCUCGUUCCACAGGUAGAGAACACAGGCCUGGCUCCUCCCGCUUCCUUAAAGACAUAUCUCCCACCAGCGUUUCUGAUUGGCAGAGACCACUCUCUCUUCCAUCCACCUGAAACCAACACUAUGAACCUCCCUUCAGUCAGAGUUUUAUACUGGUACUUCCACAUACUUUCAGUUAUUCUUCCGAUCUUUAAUGAUCUAACUGCUGAAGCCAUAAGAAUGUUCUUCCUUUGGGAUUUUACCAACCAGGAAGAGAUAUUCUAA